UCUCCUUGUUUAUAUAUUUGUAGCUUAUAACACCUCACAUUCAAAGUCUACUGCUCCUCAGUCGGUCGCGUGUUGCGAGUGCUACAACAUAAUUCACUACCUUUAACAUUGGCUGACAAUUAAAACGAAAUAUCUUUCGUGCUUGAUUACAAACAUCAUGGCUACUUCACAAGCAGUCUUGUCAACAGCUGUGGUACAAUUGAACGUUACCACCUCUACAACUAGUGUGUUGCAGACCGUAAUGAAAAGCACAACUGCCGAACCUGCCGAAAACACAUUCCGUAUUUGUGGAUCAAGUGACAAUUGCCUGUGGACCAUAUUUUCGCCGAUAAUUUUUCUCGUUGGAAUAUUCGGUAACAUUUUGAAUGUGCAUGUUUUGCGUCGUUUAAAGUUUUACGAAAACGCCACACUAUCUCUGUUGUUUGUGCUAGCCUUUGUCGAUAUGACAGUUCUCUGUGUAGGACUUGUCCGAUCGUGGAUACGAGCCACGUUUGAUGUUGAAAUUCGAGAUGUUUCUGGUUUCAGUUGCAAAUUUCUUUUGUUCUUGAUCUAUUUUUCCAUGCAUAUGUCAUCUUGGAUUUUAGUCCAGGUAACCUGUGUCAGAUUUGUAAAAACUGUUUUGCUGGACAACCGUUAUAACACUGUAAGGAAGUUGGUCACAAGAAGAAACAGCAUAAUUACGCUUUGUAUAAUCAGUGGUUGUCUGGCUGCUUUGGAUUUUCAUUACUUUUUCACAAACGGCAUCAAGGAUGGUGAAUGCAAUUCUCUAACAGCCGAGAUUUUCGAAUUUGAAGAGUUCGUUUUUACCUAUGUCGAUCUUGUUGUAUUGGUUAUAAUUCCUGGAAUUAUAAUGAUCGUGUUGAAUAUUCUUAUCAUAAAACAGAUAAAGAAACUUAGAUGUAAUAAACGACUCUCCACUGGAUCGGAUGGAAGCAACAGAAUGGCGCGGAAAGGACAACAAUCAGUAUCGAAAAUGACAAAGAUGCUUGUGUUUACAACUUUUUAUUUCGUCGUUGCGAGUCUUCCAAUUUGUAUCUACCUCAUUGUGGAUUCGUAUGUUCGCCCUAGAGCCAAUUCCGACGAGGAGUACCGACUUGAUCUACUGCGAGCCUGUGUGUAUUUGUUUCAGUUCACGCAUUUUGCCAGUAACUUUUAUUUCUACACUGCUACCAAUAAAAAAUUCAGAUUGGAGCUCGGCAAGAUCUGGAGAGGCGUGGGAAGAAUAUUCAGUCCCGUCCAUUCUUCAGAUCCGUCGAGCAGCAAUGAAUACCAUCUACGAUCAGGAACUGGUGACACGUGAUUACUAUGUCACCAUGACUACAGAAAUCACGCGCUAACAACGACCGGAAACAAUGAUGUCAUUGUCGCCCAUAUAUGUAAAAUAUCUUCAGGUAUUAUCGUGUGAGAUACGUUGAUAGGUCAACCACGUGUUCCUGUAAUGCAGACAAUCAAGUGUGAAGUUUUUGUAAAGACGGAAGGCACUUUAUGUGACGUAAAGAGUUAUCUAACGUGUUUGUCUCCAGAGAAAUGAUACACACCAAAAAGUUUCCUCAUGUGGGAAAAAACUUUAAAAUACUCUUGGACGGAAACAAAUAUCAAAUGCCGAACCUAGAAUUUCAAGUCAUAAUCUGCACAUCCACUGGACAGUUGACGUCACGUGGAAAUGUCUCUAUCUUUUGGGGAGUGUUUGAAUAUCUAGACGAUUAUACCUAAAACGAAACACGCGUCGCUCCAAGAAAAUGAUCGCACGCUCGAUGGAUUGCCUGAUAUUGCCACCUCUGCCACCAUUUUUUACAAGUGUUAUACCUUUUAAUCUAUAUGUAAAUGAAUGGGGUGGGGAGUGGGUUGAGUGGGUUCCGUUAUGGCACAAUAAAGUGAUUUAUAUCAAUAAAAUCGACUUCAUCUUUAUCAUGGACUGUUGCAUUGUGGGGAUCUCGGUAUCGUGUCUAUGCCGAUAGAUUUGAACGUUAUUUUACGUUUCUGUAGACAGACAUUAACGGAACAAUUAAGUAAUAAUAUUUCGUAAAAACAACGCGUAUCUGUCAUAGUUAUAAUAUACAAAGAUAUAUAAACGAUUUUGCUUAACACUAUUUCAACAAAUUUAUUAGCAAUAGUAUAGUUGCAGUAAGACAAGUUUUACAUCACAGCAAAUAGUCUUUCCAGUUUAAUGACAGUAAAGACUCGUUAGUUUGCCUGUUGGUUCUGUUGUUGUAUACUUCGUUCUCAUUUGAGAACGUGACAUUUCUUUCUUGGAUUGAUCAAUGUUUACAUGGUCGGUGUCGUCGAAGAAGCAGAAGACGUUUACUCUUGCGGAACACCUGGAAUUAUUAUCCUUGCAUUUGUCGUUGAGCAAAUCUUUCUUUUGUUCAUAUUUUGCCCUAAUUUUCUUGAAUUAGUGAUUGAAUUAUGAUUAUUUUGACAGGCUCUUAUUUUCGUUUUGUUUAGCGUAGUUCCACUUGUAUAAGUACUAGAUAUUAUUUUCAAGAUUAAAUUUUUGUUUAUAUUAAAACGAUGUUAUUUAAUUAAUUGUUUCUAUUACCCUAACCCUAAUAUACAAGUUUUUUUUGCAAAACUUCAUCUUGAUAUGUGGAUAGAACAAGAUAAUGGCAUGUCUUAAUCCUACUACACGAAGUAAUUGAACAAUUCUAUGAUUCAAUACGUUGUACAGCUGUAUAAAUUUAAUGGACAACAUCUUAUCAAUACAAUCCAAUCACUACAUAAUAUUUUAUUAACAUAAUAAUGAAACAAAUUAAAAGUAUAUUCUUUACAUUUUGUACCUUUGUUCGUGUGGUAUCUCCCUAUACACGUCUGUCCGCAUAUUACCAUAAACAAACAAACAAAUAACCAAUAUAAAAAAUAACAAACAAAAAGAGUGUUCUAAUUCUCUAAACGUAAAU
Messenger RNA from Ylistrum balloti, 2897 nucleotides. Its product is annotated as C-X-C chemokine receptor type 5-like. Gene Ontology annotation, cellular component: plasma membrane. Gene Ontology annotation, molecular function: G protein-coupled receptor activity. Lineage: Eukaryota; Metazoa; Mollusca; Bivalvia; Pectinida; Pectinidae. The transcript is spliced from 2 exons. Gene Ontology annotation, biological process: G protein-coupled receptor signaling pathway. Bases 158 to 1300 code for a protein of 380 amino acids. The record is from RefSeq and is a predicted model, not a curated record.